This is a messenger RNA of Thlaspi arvense, 477 nucleotides long. Lineage: Eukaryota; Viridiplantae; Streptophyta; Magnoliopsida; Brassicales; Brassicaceae. The record is from the annotation of a GenBank genome assembly.
AUGCAGCACGACGAGGUUAUAUGGCAAGUUAUCAGGCACAACCAUUGCAGUUUCAUGGCGAAAAUAACAACGGGGAAUUUCUGUCGAAACCCUUAUAACGUGACUGGAAUUUGUAAUCGGAGCUCUUGCCCUCUAGCUAACAGUCGUUACGCCACCAUUCGCGAUCAUGACGGAAUCUUCUACUUGUAUAUGAAAACUAUAGAAAGGGCUCACAUGCCAAACAAAUUGUGGGAAAGGGUUAAGCUGCCGAGAAAUUAUGAGAAGGCUCUUGAAAUUAUUGACAAGCAUAUGAUGUAUUGGCCUAAGUUGCUUGUACACAAAACAAAACAACGAUUGACCAAAAUGACUCAAAUGCGGAUACGUAUGAGGAAACUAGCUCUAAAAACAAGGUUAGCUACCUCCCUUACUUUCACUAUCUCAUCUCAAUAUCUGAAAGUAGAGAAUCAUGCUUACGGCAUACUGGGUUUGUAUUUAUAG